AUGGCUGCCACUGCUUCCGCACCUCCUCCUCUCUCCUCCCCGGCGCUUGGAGUUGCCGAUCAUGAGGAUAGCAACAUCUCCAGCCCCCUCAGUGAGGUUGACACGAAAGACGACCACGACGAAGACAUUGAGCAUAUGAAUCUCGAUCAUGAUGACGAAGAUAGCGUCAGGCGUAGCCCUCGAAAGAAGCCACCACCUACCUCUGACUCGGACAGCGUUCUCUCUGAUGCCCACUCCGACGUACCCUCGGAUGGCAACGUCACAGAAGCUGAGACUGAGCGACUAUAUGAUACACCAAGGCACCAGAGGCAACGAGACGUUGUAGUGGACCAAUUUAACGAGGGUCAAGUCUACGAACACACUCCCAGCAAGCUACGCAGGACCGCCAACCUGCACAACGACGACGACGAUGAAUCUGCAAUAGACGAUGACGAUGCUUCUACUGGCUCCCCCACAAUAGGCGAAAAUUCGCCUACAAAACAUGCCAUUGUACACAAUGCAGGAGAGGAAGACGAGCACAAAAAUGACGCCCAGGAGCGGAAGCGGAAGCGUUCACCCGCCGCCGAUCAAUCAGAAACCGAACAGCCGCUUAGAAAACGGGCAAGUUCAGAGCAUGCGACUGAUGUGAACACCCCCCAGCAGCUCGAAGAGACUAUUCUGCAAGAUGUGAACACCCCUGCACAUGAAAGCACCGGCACACAUACACCCACCGAAGACACUGAUGCUUCUCCCCAAAAGAGAUCUACCAACAGAGAAACUGAUCUGGCAGAGCGUCUUUCGCGCGCCGUGAAAAAGAAUACACGUGGAUCCAAACGAAAAGCAGCAGCAGUUGCUGAUCUUGACCCAGACACUGACAGUGGAAGUCAUGAUGGCGCGCGCGACAGCGCCAGGGGAACAGACGUUGAUCACCACGACGAAGCUGAUGCAGAUGCGGACGAAGAAGUUGACUCAGCUACUGCACAUGAUGAAGAGCUGGAACGAAAACAAGCCGCUUUCAAGGAUUGGACUGUUAUCGAGGAAAUGUUUGGGGUGUUUCGUGAUAGACUCUACAAAGACCGACUUGAACGACUGGAAAAGGAAGAACAGUCACUCCUUGCCAGCGAACCGACACAUCCCGAGUACCUAAACAUGAAGCAGUGUUUGGAUGACCGACUAGAACAAAAACUACGCGAAAUAAACAAUGAGCACGAAUAUCGGCUCAAGGCUCACGAACGACGGUCCGUUGCCCAGCGAGCCCAAAUAUGGGGACAAUACUACCAAGCGGUUCGUGAGAAGAGAGAAAGGACCCUGGAAGCCCUUAACCAAGAGUGGUACGACAUCCAAACUGCAAGGCGAAGCGCACACAGCUUGCAGGACUGCGGCUUGCUCUACCCCAAGGAUCCCGCACAGCGCGUGAGAAAUGCGAUCGCCUACAAUACCGAGGUCUCAGCACUAGCUACAAUUGCAAAGUACGAAGGGUUCCCUGCAGGCCCCGAGAUGAGCGGGGCGACACCGUCGGAAAUGGAAGACGAUAUAGCUGCCAUUGAGCGAGCCAAGCGAUCACGACAUAAGCCAGUAAACCAACGACGAGAGGAAUACUAUGCUCAGCCAUUUGAUCGCCUCGGACCCGCUGGUGAACAAUUCCUUCGAGAGACGCCGUGGGCCAAUCCAAAUCACUUACUUCACAAGAUGCACCCUACAGCUGCUCCAACGGAAGCAGUUCCGGACGAUAUGACUAGCCGUGGUGCGCACCAAGCUUCUGUGCCUCCUGGCGCCCAAAUCACGCAGUCUCCAUCACUCUCGGCACGACUAUCAGAGUCUCCAGAAUUGACAAGAACGUUACUUAGCCCGGCUCACCAAGCCAAACGGGUCAGAAACAGUCUGCCCGGCGUCAACCGCGGUACAAAAGCAGAAGCUACAUAG
This is a messenger RNA of Fusarium subglutinans, 1902 nucleotides long. RefSeq names its product DEP1 regulator of phospholipid metabolism. NCBI's taxonomy places the organism in Eukaryota, Fungi, Ascomycota, Sordariomycetes, Hypocreales, Nectriaceae. Gene Ontology annotation, biological process: negative regulation of transcription by RNA polymerase II. The record is from RefSeq and is a predicted model, not a curated record. Gene Ontology annotation, molecular function: histone deacetylase binding. Bases 1 to 1902 code for a protein of 633 amino acids. The transcript has 4 exons. Gene Ontology annotation, cellular component: Sin3-type complex.